AUGCGUGGUGCAACGAUAUUGAAGUCCUCGGAUGAUAAGACAAGACAACUGAACAAACACACUCUUCUUGCCUUUUCCGGUGAAGCAGGCGACACGAUCCAAUUUACCGAAUUCAUUCAAGCAAAUAUCGCCCUGUACACCAUGAGAAAUGAGACAGACCUGGGCCCAAGCGCAGUCGCAAGCUUCAUCCGUAGCGAGCUGGCCAGGAGUCUACGAAGCAGGAAGCCAUACAACGUCAAUUUACUGCUGGGUGGCAUGGAUCCCAUCACCAAGCAGCCGAGCCUUUACUGGUUAGACUACCUUGCCAGCAGCGCAAAGCUUCCGUAUGCUGCUCAUGGCUAUGCUCAAUAUUACUGCCUUUCGAUCCUCGACAAACAUCAUCAUCCCGACAUUUCAUUUGAGCAGGGCAUGAAAAUCCUCCGCAUGUGCACCGACGAGCUCCAGCGCAGACUACCCAUCGACUUCAAGGGAAUGACGGUCAAAGUGAUAAAGAAGGACGGCAUUGUGGACAUGGAAUACGAUACCAGCAAACAAGUUCUGGCGGCCUAG
Messenger RNA from Capronia coronata CBS 617.96, 549 nucleotides. RefSeq names its product proteasome subunit beta type-2. The transcript is spliced from 2 exons. The record is from RefSeq and is a predicted model, not a curated record. Gene Ontology annotation, cellular component: cytosol; proteasome core complex, beta-subunit complex; proteasome core complex. Gene Ontology annotation, biological process: proteasomal protein catabolic process. Gene Ontology annotation, molecular function: peptidase activity. NCBI's taxonomy places the organism in Eukaryota, Fungi, Ascomycota, Eurotiomycetes, Chaetothyriales, Herpotrichiellaceae. Bases 1 to 549 code for a protein of 182 amino acids.